Molecule: messenger RNA, 3660 nt
Organism: Plasmodium relictum
Lineage: Eukaryota; Apicomplexa; Aconoidasida; Haemosporida; Plasmodiidae
Gene: AlaRS
Product: alanine--tRNA ligase, putative
Exons: 1
Coding region: 1-3660 (1219 amino acids)
Biological process (GO): tRNA modification; alanyl-tRNA aminoacylation
Cellular component (GO): cytoplasm; mitochondrion
Molecular function (GO): alanine-tRNA ligase activity; nucleic acid binding; aminoacyl-tRNA deacylase activity
Source: RefSeq, a predicted model, not a curated record
AUGAUUUUUUUAUUUUUUUAUAUAAUUUACUUAUUUGUAACUAUAAAAGAAAAACUCAUCUUAGGAAUUUGCAAAAAUAUAAUAGUGUUUAAUGAAAUAAAUAACGUAGUAGCAAAAUCUAAAAAUAUAAUAUAUUUAGUAUCUAGAGGAAAAAAAAAAUAUGCACAUUUUAUUAAUAGAAAAGAAAACUUAAUAAAGGAAAAAGUAACAAAGACAUUUAAUACUCCAUUUAUAUUGAAAAAAAAUAAUUUAUUUGAUAUAAGUUCCUUAUUUAAUAUAAAUAACUUGUUUUAUUUAGAUACAAAAAGAAAAAAAAAUUUCUUUAUGAUAUUUAAUGGAAUUAGUAAGAAAGUACUAAUUACAGGUUUUACGAGGAAUAAAAAAUAUAUAUAUUUAAAUAAUUUGAGUUAUAUAAACUCUCUAUAUGUUAAGAAUAAAUCUGAAAUAUAUAGAUUAAUAAAAAGUAAGUUGAAAAUAAAAUCAGAUAAGAUGAAAAAUAUUGGCAGUGUGAAUAAUUUUGAUAAAAGGAAUGAUGAAGAAAAUGAAGAAAAUAAUUAUGCUAUGAAUAAUUUUAAUAUGAACUGUAACGGAGAAACAAAAAAAAGUAAUUCUAGAUAUAUGACUUCAGAAGAAGUUAGAAGCACUUUUAUAAAUUAUUUUAAUAAAAAAAAUCAUACUAUAGUAGAAAGUUCUUCAGUAGUACCUUAUAAUGAUAGCACUUUAUUGUUUACUAAUGCAGGUAUGAAUCAAUUUAAAAAAAUAUUUUUAGGGAAUGUAGAUAAAAAUAGUGAUUUAGGAAAACUAAAAAGAGCAGUUGAUACACAAAAAUGCAUAAGAGCAGGUGGGAAGCAUAAUGAUUUAGAUGAUGUAGGUAAAGAUGUUUAUCAUCAUACGUUUUUUGAAAUGUUGGGUAAUUGGAGUUUUGGGGAUUAUUUUAAAGAAGAAAGUAUUGAAUAUGCCUGGGAUCUUUUAACUAAUGUCUAUAAAAUAAACCCAGACAGAUUGUACGUAACAUAUUAUGGAGGAGAUCCCAAUUUACCUACUUGUCCAGAAGAUACAGAAACAAAAAAAAUAUGGUCCAAAUAUUUAGAUGAAAAACGUAUUUUACCAUUUGGAAUUAAAGAAAAUUUUUGGGAAAUGGCAGAAACAGGACCCUGUGGCCCAUGUUCAGAAAUUCAUUAUGAUAGAAUUGGAAAUAGAGAUGCAUCUAAUUUAGUUAACAAGGAUGAUCCUAGUGUUUUAGAAAUUUGGAAUAUAGUUUUUAUGCAAUAUAAUAAAGAUGAAAAUAGAAAUAUGAAUAAAUUACCUUUUCCAUGUAUCGAUACAGGAAUGGGAUUAGAAAGAAUCACCUCCAUUUUACAGAAUGUAAGUAGUAAUUAUGAUACAGACCUUUUUCAACCAAUUUUUAAACAAAUCAAAGAACUUUUUGAUUAUCUUCCUGAAUAUAGAGGAAAAGUAAACGAAGAAGAUAAAGAUAAAAUUGAUACUGCUUAUAGAGUUAUAAGUGAUCACAUUAGAUGUGUCACUAUUGCUAUAAGUGAUGGGUGUAUCCCAAGCAAUGAAGGUAGGAACUAUGUUAUCCGAAGAAUUAUAAGAAGAGCUAUAAGAUUUGGAAAACAAGUUUUUAAUAUUAAAAGUAAUGUCUUAUGGUUUUACAAAUUAGUAGAUUCCGUUUGUCAAAUUUUAGGGAACUCUUUUAAGGAUUUACAAAAUGAAAAAAAAAUAAAUUAUAUAAAAAAUACUAUCAAACAAGAAGAAAUCAUAUUCAAUAAAACGUUAGAAAAAGGAGUAGAUCAAUUUCAUAAAAUUAUUAAAAAAAGUAGUAACAGAUUAUUCAGUGGAAAAGAUGCCUUUGAUUUGUAUACAUCUUAUGGGUUUCCAUUAGAUUUAAUAGAAAUAAUGUGUGAAGAGAAAAAUUUUAAACUCAAUAUUGAAGAAUUUAACUAUUUAUUUAAAAAGCAUCAAUUAAUUUCAGAUACCAAUAAUUUUAAGAUCACUAAAUUCUUUGAUAUGCCUGUGGAAAAAUCACAUGAAUUGAAAAACAAGUAUAAUAUAUCUGCUACCAUUGAUCAUCAUAAAUAUAAUUGGAAUAAUAAUGAAAUAAAAAAUGAUUUUAAAUUAAAAUCUUCCAUUCAAGUCAUAUAUGACGGAACGAAUUUUUUAGAUAAUAUAUCUUUUGCAAAUAAUGAUAAAAAAUAUGCUUUAAUUUUAAAUGAAACAAAUUUUUAUUAUGAAAAUGGAGGCCAGAUUUACGAUAUUGGAUUUAUUCAAAAUGAUAACAUGAAUUUUCAAGUUUUAAAUGUUCAGAAAUUUAAUGAUUAUAUAUUACAUAUUGGUGUAUUACUAAAAGGAAAUAUUAGUAUAAAGAAUGAAGUGGAAACAGUUGUAGAUUUUCAAAGAAGAAAACUUAUAGCUUGCAACCAUACAGCUACCCACUUAUUGAAUUUUAUGAUUAGAAAAGUUUUAAGUGAUUAUGUAACUAUGAGAAAUAACCAAAUUAAACAAAAUGAAAAAUGUAAAGAUAAUGAUAAAGAAGUAAACUACUUGGUAGAAAAAGAAAACAUUAAGUGUAGUAAUCAAGAAAAUGGGACUAUUAACGGAGAAAUGUAUAGUAUCAAUAAAGAGGAUGACUCUUGUUCUAUUUUUAGUUGUGACCAAAAGGGUUCUUUAGUAGAUGAAGAAAAAUUAAGAUUUGAUUUUUCUUUUUUUGGAAAUAUAAAUAUUGAAUUAAUAAGUAAAAUAGAAAAUGAAAUAAAUCAUUUAAUAAAAGAAGAAUUAAAUGUUUCUGUUAGAAAUAUGGAUUUAACUGAAAGCAAAAGAAUAAAAGGAAUUAGAGCUAUAUUUGAAGAAGAUUAUGCAGAUAAAGUAAAUGUUGUUUUUAUUGACAAAGAUGUGAAUAAAAUCUUAGAUAAUUUAGAUGUAAAUUAUACUUAUUUAUGUUCUAUAGAAUUGUGUGGAGGAACGCAUAUUGCAAAUACAAAAUAUAUAAAAAAAUUUAUUAUUACAUCAGAAGAAAGUAUAGGAAAAGGCAUAUAUAGGAUUACAGCAGUAACUAAUAAAAAAGCUGAAGAAGUGGAAAAAAAAUUUAAUGAUUUAUAUAUUAAAUAUAAAAGUAUUUUUGAAAAUUCAAAUGAAAACAACUUAACAGAUGUACAAAAUUAUAAAAGAAUAUUAAAAGAAGAUAAAUUUUUGCCAUAUAUUAAAAAAUACUACAUAUUACAAGAUAUAGAAAAAAUUGAAAAAAGUAUUAUUGAAAAAACAAAAAAUAUGCAAAAGGAACUAUACAACAAAGCUAUGAACAUUGGAAGAUUGUAUUCUCUAGAAAAAAAACAUAACAAUUUAUUAGAUGUUAAAUUUUUUGAUGAAAUAAAGGGAAAUCAAAAAGUUUUAGAAAAGAUUAUUCAGUCAUAUACAAAAAACAAUAAGAAUAUAAGUUAUUUUUUUAUUAUUUCUGAUGGAAACAAUACGUAUUGUGUUUUUGAAGUAAAAGAUUCUUUAAAAAAUAAAAAUAUACAAGCAGAUAUAUUUAUGAAAGAAAUAAUGAAAUUUGUAGAGGGGCAUUCAGGAGGAAAUAAAAAAAAGGCUUUUGGGUCAACAAUAAAAGAUAAAGGAUUUGAUUUAAAAAAUUUUGUAGAGGAAACAAUUAAGAAUCAUUAUUAA